GCCUCUCCUGCUUCCCAGGUUUCCAGGCCCAGUAGCCCAGGCUGCUUCCCUGUUUGUGGUGUCUGCACAAAAAGGGGGCUCCUGGGAGCUGGCCCUGCUCCUCCUCUGGGGUCCUCCUCCUCCGGCCUCCAGGCUCUGACUGUCAGUCUUUGUCCUCCAUUCCUGCUGUCACAUCUCAUGAUGGCUGAGAACCACCCAGGGGCUGCAGGAAGAGGGAGACAUGUCUGACAGCCCACGGAUAUCCAUAGAAGAUCAGAAUAUAGACGACAGGCUAGUCUAUGAGACUGUAUUCAAUCACUUCAAAAGAUAUAAGAUGGAGAUUUCACAUGCAAUAAAAAAGCCAUUUCCUUUCCUUGAGAUUCUUCGUGACCGUGAACUCAUCACCAAUAAAAUGUAUGAAGAUUGUCAAGAAUCUUGUAGAAACCUGGUCCCUGUACACAGAGUGAUAUACAAUGUUCUCUGUGAACUGGAGAAGACAUUUGACCUGGCAGUUCUGGAAGCACUGUUCUGCGACGUCAACAUGCAGGAAUACCCUGACUUAAGUCACAUUUAUAAAAGCUUCGAAAAGGCGAUCCAAGAUAAAAUUUAUCCCCAAGAAAGUGAUGAAGAACCCUGUGAGGACAGGACUAAUAUCCCACUCAGCAUUGAACCAGGAACUGUUGAAAACUCCCUCUCCUGGAUGUACCCAAACAGCUGGCGUGGCAAUGGUACAACCCCACAUGAAAACGGACUCUCAGAGCACCUCUGUGAAACAGAGCAGAUGAACGCAAGGAUAAAACACACAACCAGUGACAACAAUGAUGCACUAGAAAGACAACAAGCAAGUGAACAACGUGCCCAAGAGUCUGAGCCAGCAGACUCCUGCGAACAAGUGUCCAUCGAAGUGAAUAAUGAGGGUGGAAGAUCAGAGACACCCAGCCCAUUGCCCUGUGAUGAAGAAAGUCCAGGAGCGGAGCUACCCAACCAUGGAAUCCAACUGAAUUCCUGUUCUGUACUACUGGUGGAUAUAAAGAAGGAAAAGCCAUUUUUUAAUUCAAAAGUUGAAAGGCAAUCGCAAGCAAGGACUGAGUGUCACCAGGUGCCUGAAAUAAUAGUGAUCAGCAGUGACGAAUCCUCAGAAUCCAGUGAUGAAGACGAGACCCUGAGAACCUUGGAACGAAGGAGGCCUGGUCACACACUGAGACACCUAGAGCAUCCUAUUCCUUGUGCAGAGGUCAAUGACCGUGAUCCGUUAGGAUCAAGUGAGAGCCGAGACACCCAUGAAGUCACCCUCUCAGGACCCCAGACUGACCCAGAGCACAUGGAUUUCACAAAAUCACCUACACACAGUGAAGGACGUUGGAAAAGGGUGAGAAGUCCUGAAGACUCUUCGGAGUUCAGUGAGGAUGAGGAGAGCCCCCCCGACUAUAGCUUUGUACUGAGAAGUGGUCCUGUUGAGAAGGAUCCUGCAAAUAUUGGACACCAGUCUACCUGGACGAUGAGCAAUAAGAAAAGACGGAUCAGCAAUGCUGACUGUUCAGAAUUGACUAAUGCAGAAGAACCUCAGGAAUGUUCUAGCUCAGCCCUAAGAAAUGGGACAGGUGUGCCAAGAGGCAAAGAAGCAAGGACAGAAAGUAGCCAAGCAUCUGAUAUGAUGGAUAUCAUGGAUACUGGAUGCAAUUCUACUUUGGAAAAACACAGUGGGAAAAGAAGAGAAAAGAGAAGACACAUAUGUAAAAUAAACAGUCUCCAAAAGAUGAGAAAGAGAAUCCAAUCUCUGCAUAAGAGAGCCCCACGGAGAAAAUACAAACCAAAAGAGAGAAAAACAAUCAACAGCAGGCCUUUAAAAAGAAGAAGAAAAAGAGUUCCAAGAAUUCCCAGAGAUAAAAAUAUGGAUUUUCGACCUCCUACACUUCCUGUGAGCUGUGGUCAGGCGAAGGGGAUUUUGCAUAAGGAGAAAAUGAAACAAGGAGUGUUGGCGAAGUGUAUAGAGACAGAGGAUGGGAAGAAGUUCACCCUCAGGGAAUUUGAAAUUGAAGGAAACCAUGGAAAAUGCAAGCACUGGAAGAUGAGCGUGCGCUGUGGUGGCUGGCCCCUGAAACACCUGAUUCAGAAAGGAUUUCUACCAAACCCACCAAGAACAAGAAAAAAGACAACACCAGCGUUUUCCAGUGGUGACUUUAUUGACCCUUACCCACAAAACUCAAAUGAAUGUGAGGUGUGCUGUGAACCAGGAAAGCUAUUCUGCUGUGACAGCUGCUCAAGGUCCUUUCAUGAGAAAUGCCACAUCCAGCCGAUAGAUGCUGACAGGAACCCAUGGAAUUGCAUCUUCUGCUGUAUAAAGGCCAUUCAGAAAAGUUAUCCAAAAGGUCAUCCACGUCACCAGGAGUCUGAGGUGCUGGAGAGGCCGAUGACGUCUGAGGAGCAGUUGAAAUGUGAGUUCCUCCUCUUGAAGGUCUACUCCUGUUCACAAAGCCCCUUUUUUGCUUCGGAACCAUAUUAUAGUAAAGAGCCAUCUUGGAGACUGAAGUCCAUGUGGUUGAACAAAAUCAAGGAAAAGCUGAUUAUGAAGUUGUACCGCCAAGUGAAGGGGUUCGUAAGGGACAUGCGCCUCAUCUUUCAGAACCACAGGGCAUUUUACCAGAACAAGAAAUUCAUCAGUCUGGGACUUCAACUAGAGCACAUAUUUGAGAAAAAUUUCCAAGACAUUUUUGCAAUUCAAGCAACCAGCAAGAGCAGUUCUCAGUGUGAGCCCAGUGCUGUGUAAAAUGUUGUCCGUUUCCAUUUCACCCUUCAGAGCCUCCGAGAGCACCUGAGAACAUGCCAGAUCCUACUGACUCUUCUGUCUGUGCAAACAUCAUUGUAUCGUACUUCUUUUUCAAACCGUUUUUUGUUGCCAUAUCUGCUCAUUUAUUUUUCUAAAUAAAAUUUAAAAUUGC
Messenger RNA from Rhinolophus ferrumequinum (greater horseshoe bat), 2918 nucleotides. It is a transcript of the gene SP100, whose product is annotated as SP100 nuclear antigen. Gene Ontology annotation, biological process: regulation of transcription by RNA polymerase II. Gene Ontology annotation, molecular function: DNA binding; DNA-binding transcription factor activity, RNA polymerase II-specific; protein binding. Gene Ontology annotation, cellular component: nucleus. The transcript has 28 exons. The record is from RefSeq and is a predicted model, not a curated record. The coding region runs from base 221 to 2746 and encodes 841 amino acids. Lineage: Eukaryota; Metazoa; Chordata; Mammalia; Chiroptera; Rhinolophidae.